This is a messenger RNA of Penicillium cosmopolitanum, 1071 nucleotides long. RefSeq names its product FAD-dependent oxidoreductase. NCBI's taxonomy places the organism in Eukaryota, Fungi, Ascomycota, Eurotiomycetes, Eurotiales, Aspergillaceae. Gene Ontology annotation, molecular function: FAD binding; D-amino-acid oxidase activity. Bases 1 to 1071 code for a protein of 356 amino acids. The transcript is spliced from 7 exons. The record is from RefSeq and is a predicted model, not a curated record.
AUGAUAUCCGAUCAUAUUGUCGUCCUUGGAGCUGGGGUUUCCGGGCUUACCACCGCAUUGCUUCUGUCCCGGGAUCCUUCGAAGAACAUCACGGUGGUGGCGAAACAUAUGCCGGGGGACUAUGAUAUUGAAUAUUGCUCUCCUUGGGCAGGAGCGAGUUUCUUCCCGGUUGGAAAGCCGAACACCGCCCAUGGCAAAUGGGAACGAGCCACUUGGCCAGUUUUGAAGCAACUGGCUGAAAAGCAUCCCGAGGCAGGGAUCUGUUUUCAACCUACGCUUGUCUUUAGCCGCUCAGAAGACGUCAACUCUGCCACAGGGCAAUGGUUCGCAGAACUUGUGCAAAAAGACCCAUGGUACAAGGAUCUCGUGGACAAUUUUGAGGAAAUCCCAGCCGAGAAUCUGGACUCCAGAAUCGAUAAUGGGUCACGCUUUACUAUACCUGCCCUGGCUCCUCGCCAAUGUUCCAAGAAUGGUGUUAUAUUCAAACGAGCGACAUUCAAACAUGUGACUGAAGCAGGGUAUGCACAUCACUCAGGCAAAAAAGCCGACGUCGUUGUCAACUGCACUGGAUUAUCUUCCAAAUCCCUUGGCGGGGUCCAAGAUGACACUUUAUUCCCAAUUCGUGGGCAGGUAGUCCUUGUGCGCAACGAUCCCCACGCUAUGUACUCUGUGUCCGGAUGCGAUGACGGGGAAGAUGAAGUUGCAUAUAUGAUGGCUCGAGCUGCAGGAGGUGGCACGGUCCUUGGAGGUUCUUAUCAGAAGAACAAUUGGGAUCCACUCCCGGAGCCCAAUCUCGCUAUUCGAAUCAUGACAAGGGCCAUUAAUUUAUGCCCCGAACUUGUGAACAAAGGCCAAGGCAUUGAAGGACUGGAUGUUAUUAGGCAUGGGGUGGGGCUACGUCCUGCUAGAGCAGACGGGCCGCGUGUGGAAAAGGAGCAAGUUGACGAUCUCGCGGUGGUGCACAAUUACGGUCAUGGUGGCUUUGGGUAUCAAGCUUCGUAUGGUUGUGCAGCCACAGCAGUCAGAUUGAUCCACGAAGUUCUCCAAGAGAAGGGCAGACCAAAGAUGUGA